This is a messenger RNA of Synchiropus splendidus (mandarinfish), 7040 nucleotides long. RefSeq names its product pleckstrin homology domain containing, family A member 7b (gene plekha7b). The coding region runs from base 2666 to 6076 and encodes 1136 amino acids. Gene Ontology annotation, molecular function: protein binding. The record is from RefSeq and is a predicted model, not a curated record. Lineage: Eukaryota; Metazoa; Chordata; Actinopteri; Syngnathiformes; Callionymidae. The transcript has 22 exons.
CAGUCUCUGCAACAUCUGAGCAUGAAGCUUGUGAAAGGUUCACUUUAGUUUUUAGGUCUGUGCUUCAUUAUGUGACUUAAAUAAAAUAUAAAUUCUAGUGAUGAAAUGCUAGUGCAUUGCGUGGCUUAGAUUUCAGUAUGAAACCUCAGUUAUAUUCUCAUGAAUUGUUUCUUAACUAGAUUUGAAUCCAUUUGAAAAAAAAAGAAUGAAUUCAUUGUUUUUAAUUACAGUUGAAGCAAAUAUUAAUGUGUCUUUAUUCAGCUCAUGAUCCUGUUAAUGUGUCAUGCACUGUGAACCACAGCUGUAUGACAUCAGGGAGCUGUGCUCUUGUUUAUCAUAGAUCUCACCGCCAUGUUUAAAUGAUGAUUUCCACAUGAAAGGGAGCGUCGGAUCUCUUCCUUGCAUGUGGAAACAAUCCCUUUUCCUUUGCUUGAAUUUUGCCUGUGGGACAAUGAAAGGAUUCGUCUUUUGGUUACACUGCGAGUGUGUGAACAUUAUUCAGCUUCAUCUGCCUGGAACAAAGAGCUCGUCCCAAAGAACAAUAAUGCCUAAAUGUUUGAUGUUGCGCAGCAGCUCCGGGGCAUUUUGCUGCAAUCCUCCGAGCUCUGUUGCUCUCUGACUUUUUGUUCUUCGAUCCCCCCUGUGUGAGUGAGUGCGUGCGCUUGUGUGUUUAACGAUCAGAUCACACAAUGAAAUUUGUAUGGUAAUUUUGCUUUUGGGGAUAUUAAUUAAUCACUCUUUUCUCUUUCUUUACUCCCACACAUCACCUCCCACGGCUGCGCCCCGCUGUAGCGCCAUGUUAUUUGAAAGAUCUAUAGCUUAAAUCUUCUGUGCCUAAAGUUGUAUUCAUCAUGACGGCUCCCAGGUUCGGUCUAUUUUUGAAGCGCUCUAGGGCGGCUGAGAUUGUUACCUAUUCAUCAUCGGCACAAGAGAGAACUGCACCUUAAAUGACUUGCAUUAUUUCAUGUAUUUAAAUGGGACGUGUCUACAACGUUCAGUGAAACUCCAAAGACAACAUUUUUAUUUUGAUCAUUCAUUGGAGUUGGGAAUUUUCAGGGUCUGUCUGAGGUCACCAGAAUAAACUGCUGUUCUGGGACAAGUCACUUUCUCACCAGAGUUCCUUAAACCAACAGGAAGAGAUGACAUCGUCAAUUCCAGCAUAUGCACCACUCACAAUAAGUUCAGGAUAUUGUGAGGUACUCAGUGGAUUUCAUACAUACGAUAUUUGUCACACAUCGUGGCAAUUGUGUGAGGGUGAUAGACACACUUCAUGUGUUUUCCACGGAAUGGUCUCACUCUAUACGGUGCACCUUUCCCACUGGAGCCGAUCCCAACACAAUACAAGAAGACAACCCUUUUCAAUGAGUCAUCAUUUCAACAUUCUAUAUUCCAUAAGAAUCUGGUAUUGUCAGUAAGUCAUUCCCAGUCCAUCCUUCAAGCAGCUGUGAACACAUGACAUCACUUGAUGGAUGAGCGCUGCCACCAGGCUGCAGUGUUGGUAGCAGGCAGUCAAAUGUGAACAUGUAUCUCAAAGUAUCAUCAGCAGACUUACAGCAAGACACAAAACAGCAGGCAGUGUUAGUACCUAAGGACGCCGCUGUGCAACUCCCACAGGCCCAUUUACAACAAGUGAGAAACCAUUGGCAACCGACUUAGCUGCAUUGGCUUCCAUAACAGACGACCGUUGCGGUUGACUCCACUGACACUAAGACACUGCCGUGACCGUUGGCAGGGGUUACAAGAUCAUGUGACCUGGAGAGUGCAGCAGUGGUCUACCGUCCCAUUGUUUAUUGAUGAGUGUUGCAUCAGAAGCCAAGGUCACCAUGGUCCCCAGGGUUGGCAUUGGUGAAGGAGGUGCAACAGUCUGGGCAGGCAACACCAGUCAGAACUUAACAGAUUUGGAGAUUGGAGAUGGCCCCUGACCUGAACCCUAUAGUGCCAACACAUCCUCACCGCCACGCUGUCAUAUAUUGACCUUGGGAAAGGUGACUUUUGCGUCCUAUACUGAUGAAAAAGGCAGCCUUCAGCAUCGCAUGUUGAGGCACUGGUAGCACGACACAUGACAAAAAUGGUAGAAACAGUUUUGGUUCGCGUCUCAAUUUUGGGGUAGUAAAUAUAGAAAUAAUGAAAAUGGUGUUUGGUCUCAUUCAAUAAUAGUAAUAUCCAAGUGAACUAUUACUUAUUUCUUUAAAAUUUUUACCAACUAUGAGAAGCACUCCUGUAAGUGGCAGUUAUUGUGACUAAUGUAUGUAUUAUUGACACAAAUAGUUUUGUCAUCAUUUGUCGAUGUUCGUAUGAAUUCAGCAAUCACAGAAAGUCCACCUGCUCUUUCAAUAAAACCUGUAUUUCCUCGUCUUUGUCUUGCCACGUGUGUAGCCUCAUGAGAUGCCAGAGUGGCCGUCUCUUGGUCUAAACACACUCGAAUGAGCCACUCCAAACCUCAAGAGCCAUCACAUCGCCUCUGUCAGCUCUGAUUUGCUCUGACUCAUGUUGUAAUUUCUUAUUUUCUCAUCCCACUGUUUCUCUCAUUCCCUCCUGGUCAAUUGCCUCCCAUUGUGGCCCGGUGCGUGUGUGUGCGCGGGCGGAGUGAGUACCGUUCUCGGGAGGCCGCGCUCUCGAACCACUCAAGCUUCCUGUCUUGCAUGAUUAGGCCAGCCAUACAGGAAUGCGCUCCUACAUUUACAACAAGAACUCUGUGAUUGGCUCGCAGGCGGAACACUGCGGGAUGCGGACAUAUUUCUUCAGUGCGGACACACAGGAGGACAUGAAUGGCUGGAUCCGGGCCAUGAACCAGGCUGCGCUGAUGCAGCAGAGUCACACCAUAAGGAGAGAAGUGGAGAAACCAGUCCAAAAAGCAGCCACCCAGAACAACCACGUCCAGCACAACCAGCCAGAGAGCCUGCCAGAGAGACAGCAUCAUCAGGAGAACGGCGUGAGACGGCCUCACGGAGGAAAUGUUCAACACGUUCUGGACAUCAAAAGAAGACCCAGCCACCCCACGACCGGGGAGGAUCCUUCCACGGAGUUAGUCAACGGUGCGGCACAGAAACACGCUCAGCAGACAGUCAUCCAAGUGGCGCUGCCACCGGAACAGAACGGCAGUGUUGUUUACCAGAGGGGUUUCGUUACGCGGACUGACCCUGACAAGCAUGUGCAGAGGAAGAACGCGCUGGCUCAGGUGGAAAACUGGGUCCAGGCACAGAAAGGAGACCCUCAAAAAAGUGUCCCUUCGGCGGAAUACAACCUUCCAAGACGGACUCCUCCUCCAAAGCCCAAAGUCAGCAUUUCCGAAACUACCUAUCACUCAUUGCCAAAGUCUCCUCGGGUGCCGUCGGGCAGCAACUCUCCCACCGCCACAUGCAACCUGCCGAGCGACUACAAGUACGCUCACGACCGACUCAGCCACUUCCGCAUGACCACGGACGAGCGAAUGGCCACGAAGGAGGGGAUGGUGUGGCAGCUGUACGAGUGGCAGCAGCGGCAGCAGUUCCGGCACGGAAGCCCGACCGCUUCCGUUUAUGCCGGGCCAAACUUUACGGACUCUUUCCGAGUAGCGCUGGAGAUGCCACGCUCCAUCUCUGUGCCACCUUCUCCGUGCGAGGUGCCGCCGUCACUCCCCUCCUCCUUCAAGCCCGUCUCUCCUCGCAGGCCGCACACUCCCUCUGACAGACGGACAGUCCGGCCUCUGGAUGAUUUAGCAAUCGGGGGCAGCACAAGAUCAAGUUCCCCUGCUCACUUCUGUGCCCACCUUUCUCAGACCUCCAAAAUGGAGAGAAGGUCAAUGCCAGCCAUGGGCUACAUCACGCACACCGUCAGCGCGCCCAGCUUGCAUGGCAAGACGCCAGAGGAGCUGACUCUGCUCCUCAUUCAGCUGCGGCGACACCAGGCCAAGAUGGCUGGUGUUCCCUGCGAUGCUUUCGCUCACCUGCAGCAGCACAACGGGCUUCUCGGCCCCAGCAUGCAGGCUGAUGACACUUACGUCCAGCUGAAGAAGGACCUGGAGUAUCUAGACCUGAAGAUCCAAAGUAUUGACCCGAUGAUCUUGUCGGUUCAUAAAGUGCUCGACAACUCUACGCCUGCGUUUGGCUACUCUCAGAAUGUCACCGGACGAGAAACCCUGAAGAGGGAAUCACCGCAGCCUGUGAAAAUCGCAGAGAGCGAUGCCGAUGUGAAAUUAAGUCGACUCUGUGAGCAAGACAAGAUUCUCCAGGAGCUGGAGGCCAGAAUACGCACCUUAAAGGAAGACAAGGACAAGCUGGAGUCGGUGCUGGACGUGUCCCACCAGCAGAUGGAGCAAUACAGAGAGCAGCCCUCACACGCAGAGAAGAUUGCCUACCAGCAGAAGCUGCUGCAGGAGGACGUGGUCCACAUCAGAGCUGAAAUUUCAAAAGCGUCCACCGAGAUGGAGAACGCCUGGAAUGAGUACAGCCGUUUGGAGAGCGACGUGGACUGGCUGAAAUCCGCUCUACAGGGGCAGAUGAACCGCUGUGAUCUCACUCAGCAAGAGAAAGUUCAGCUGAGGAAGGAGCUGUGGAGGAUCGAAGACGUGAUCGCCGGCCUCAGCAGCAGUAAAGCCAAUUACAAAGUCACGGUCUCCUCCAUAAUAAACCCAGAGAGGAAAUUUGUGCCUUCAGUGUCGGCGUCAUCAGUGCCUUCUGUGUCUGGAAGCCCGUCUGCGAUGGAGAUGAGAUUGUCCCAGCAGCACAGCCCCCACCUCAGCCUCAGUAGCCACACUCCCACAGCCCCCUCCCUGUCCUGCAGCCAGCCAGUGUACCACUUCACACAGAAUAAUAUCGCUCCGGUUUGGUGUGAGGAAGAUGUGCCUCCCAGACCUCCUCUACCUCAGCUGUACAGUCCUGAAGAGCAGCCCCCCGCCGUGCCACCCCUGCCCAAAGAGUCGACCGUCAUCAGACACACUUCUGUCCGUGGACUCAAAAGACAGUCGGACGAGCGGAAGAGGGACCGGGAGAUCGGACAGUUCGCCAACGGAGCGGAGAAGGUGGAGCUGAGGCCUUGUCUGAGUGACCCGGAGCUCAUGGGAGCAGGAGACGGGUCAAGUGGCACUGGUCCAACAGGCCUCAGUGGAGGUUACCAGACAUUACCGACCAGAGGCUCCUUCUCUGGCUCCUCCCUCAGACUGCAUCAGUCCUCCAGCAUCUCCUCCUACGUCACGCUGAGAAGAGCCGUUUCCUCUGCCGGCGAGAAGGAGAGACCCAAAAGUGCCUUGGAGCGCCUGUACUCUGUCAACCCGCAGCUACCGAGUGGGAGGAUGAGUGCGGAGGAGCAGUUGGAGAGGAUGAAGAGGCACCAGAAAGCUCUCGUGCGACAGCGCAAACGGACCUUGAGCCACGGAGACCGCCGUGCCUCUUCAUCGACCCGCUCUUCAUCCUCGCGUCCUCUCUCGGCUGACUUCGGAUCAUGGAGGAGGGAGCAGGAGUUCGACCUGCAGUUGCUGGAGAGGGCAGUGCAGGGGGAGGAGGCUCAGGGGGUGAGGAGCGUCCAGGGGGAGGAGCAGCCUCCCGAGCACAAAGAAAGACCCCGCUCUCACUCGGAUGAAUGGCUGACCUUCCACUCCUCCACCACGACCCCUCCCACCCAACAGACGGACAAGGAGGUGUUGGACUAUGACCUGGACCUCAACAAAGAGUUGUCCAAACCUCAGAAGGUUCUAAUCCCGGAGCGAUACGUGGACACCGAGCCGGAGGAGCCCCUCAGUCCUCAGGAGCUGGAGGACCGACAUCGGAAGGUGGAACGCAUCAAGAGCCUCUUGGCAAAGUCCAGUGUGCAGAAUCUGGCUUCGACUGUGUCAGUGGACAAUUCUGAGCUGGGUCUGGGGGCACUGGACUCGGCGCUGCAGGAGCAAGAGAGGAUCAUCACCAUGUCCUACGCCUUGGCAUCAGAGGCUUCGCUCAAAAGCAAGCGGGUCGCAGUUCCACCACAGGCUAACAGCCCCACCUCUCCUCCUCCCCCUCCACCGCCCCCUCCUCCUCUCCCCCCUCCGCCUCCUCCUCUUCCUCCUGUAUCUCUGGUGCCUCCCUCUCCUCGAGGCAGUGGGAUCCACUACACGUUUGUCUAACUCUGAGCUGAACUCAAGCGAUUUCUGGACACUAAGGUGCUAUUUUUACACGUCUGGAUCGGAUGAGAAGAGAAGAUAUUUUUGUUUCUGUCAUGGAGAUGAUUGUGCAGCACUGACGAUAACUUUACCUGCUCUGUGAGCUUCAUGCAGAAUGAAUUACUUUCUAGUUAAAACUACUUUGCUGCUUUAAAUCACAUUGAAAUCAUCUUUCAAAUGUUUAUCACAAAAAUGAAAAAAAAAAUCUCUAUUUUUUCUACAAGUUCAAACGUGAAGAAUUGAAACUGGAAACACGUCCAUGCUCUUGCGGCGCUUCAUGUUUGUUCAAGAUUGCCUGCGUUUCCCUGUACGAAAUGUAAAUAAUGAAUCAUGAUGUCAGACUUUCUGGGCGAUCUAUUCUUACACCAAACCACUUGAAGAGUCAUGUAUGUUUGUAUCGUAGCACUGCCAGGCUUUUAGUUUAGGCUUGCCAAAGCGUAUUUUAUUUUUGCUCAUCUGGAUGAGAACUUUCCUUCACGGAAGGUUGCACAAAGGCGUUUAUGAAACUGUAAAUAAUAAAGUUAAUAACAACAAGCCGUUGCUUCUCUUGACUUGACGCCAUUCUAUUGCACACAAAGACAAGGCACCGAAUGAUCCGAAUGAUCUGGAACCAUUCCAUUUCAUUCCAAUGUUGGGACCAAGGAAUUAAAAGUUGGGAACGCUUGGAGAGCUUUUAACACAAGACGGGUUUCCGCAGGUUCAAAGUGUUUUCCAGCUCCAAAGAGCAUUUUUAAUGCGUGCAGUUUCAACCAGGAGGGUGAACGAACAUGGCUUCCCCCAGAAAACCAGACUCAGUUGUAAAAUAAGAGCAUCUGAUCGAUGGAGAAGCAACGCUGUGCUCCUUAGUUUACACCUAUCAUUUUGAUAUUAUCGAUGCUUUGCGCUGGUUGGGAGGCUGCAGCUUCGUCUUCUUGUCUCCUUGCCACAG